This is a messenger RNA of Porites evermanni, 3478 nucleotides long. NCBI's taxonomy places the organism in Eukaryota, Metazoa, Cnidaria, Anthozoa, Scleractinia, Poritidae. The record is from the annotation of a GenBank genome assembly.
AUGGCACCACUGCCUCAGGGAGUGAAGAAAGCAGAGUGUCAUUACAAAAACCGGUCUUUUAUGGUAAGUCGCAUAUACUAGUUUCAUUUUUCACAACUCCAUAAAUCAAAUUACAGUCAACUCUCUCGUCACUGACCAUCCGGCUUGGUGUACAACAGAGUGGUCGCUUACUCGAGGUGGUCUUUUUCGGGAAAAAUCAAGAAAAUAACCUCAAACUGAACUGAUUAACAUAGUCACAUAAAGUUAAUACCUAAAAAGCUCAAACUUAGGCAAAUUAAACUGCUGGCAAUAACCUUGUACAUCGAAUAGCGCUUGGAGCUGUUGAAACUUUGUACAUAACGUUUUGCAGCAAUAUUACAAUCCACUCUUUUACAUUACAGCCAUUUUUCGUAAGUGAGUUGUUAUAAUAUGUCAGCACGCUUUCUCACCGCUAUCAAAAAUGAACUUUUGUGACUUUUUCUUUCUCCUUCUAAACUGGUGCGGUCCCCAAGAAAUCAACUCCUGGAAAAUUCGCCUACGUUUGACAUUUACAGCGAAUUAGAACAAACGCGCAAAGUUUGAAGAAACGCGAAUUCAAUUUAAAAAAAGUGACGUUUUUGCUGCCGUCGCCGUCGUAUAUAUAGUACGGCGGGACAAUAGCCGUCGUGUACGAACACACGAAAAGAACUCUGGCGAUGCUGUUCGCCGAUUGGGCACAAUAAUACAAAGCAUUUUUUGUGCCCAAUCAGGAGCCAGCAUUUGCUUGACCGUUUGGAAAUGGUCCGGUGACAAUUGGUACCCAGGGGCUUUUCCGCUCGUGCUUGAAUACUUUCGUCGCACCUUUUCUCCUGACCUGACCGACUGCCCCUGGGUCUCCGAGGAUGAUCACAUAGCUAUGCGGGAUGAAAAUUUAAGGCAAUAUGAAAUCCAUUCACCAAAGCGAGUUUAAGCAGCGACACUUUUGGGCGACGCACAUCGACCUGACGUGCAUUUUUGCACUUUUCAGCCGUGAUUUUCAAUAAAUGUUUGGUCAAAUCGUCUCUAUAAGAGAAAAAAAAAUCUUCAGAGCAUUAAAAAUUGGUAGGGUCAAGGCAAGUUAAAGAGAAAAAGGCUCACUUCCGGUUGACUAGCGUCGCUCAAAAACGUCGCUCCUUAAACUCCCUAAUAAAUCCUAACGAACACGUGUUUUCAGAAUGAAGUGGUAAUGAACUCUACUGGCAAAGAGUGGACUGAUCUCCAAAUUCAAUGUAAGUCUCCAUAGAAGUACCCAGCAUGACAUCAGGUGAGGCUAAUGUGAUUUGCAAAAAUUGUAAAAAGGCGUCGCUGGCAAAAUAUUAUGUUACCAGCACCAGUGAAGAACAUCAGGUGUUGUAAACUGGAAAUAACCAAAGAUUAGGGAAUGCAAGCGAGAUUGAUCAAAGGCCAAAACGCUUUAGCCCUAAAGUUUAUACUUUCCUUUCAUGUGAAAGAAGGUUAAAAUGCGCGUGAACAGAUUUCAAGUGUGAGAAGGUCCAAACGGGCAUGAUCAGAAAGCUUCUAUAGCAUCCAUUCAUUCUUUAUAGUGGCAAUAAAAGAAGAGGGCCAACAUACGUGGCGCGCAUGGGUAAUAGGAACCUGAAAAUUUGGAUUGCGGACUCCUCUGGUGGCACACCUAAGAAAGAGUGGGCCUAUUCCGAUUGUGCUAGGUAAUUGCGGAAAGUUGCUCAAAGAGAUACCAAAAAUAAUUCCCAGUCAAACAAGCUAAAACAUGCUUACCUCCAUCGAUGUUAAGUUCAUCUUCGAUACUGCAAGUUAAUCGGCCAGUUUAGAAGCUUAAGGGUUGUUCAGCUCCUCAAAUAUUCUCCAAAUAGCAAAUGUCGCCCUUCGAGUUAUCUUCACGCUGUUCUUGCUUUUUUUUAGCCAAUAGUUCGCCUAAUUCUUCCUGGCGAAACGAGUGAAAUGUCCGCCAUUUUUGUUCUCACCAUCAAAACUACCUGACCACGUCCCCAGAUCAUCUCGGUUAACGGUUCAAUAAUCCGCAAAUUUGCUGCACUCUCAGCAACGUCUGAUUCGACCGACCGUUAAUGCCGUGCAGUGACGUCACUACCCCAAAACUGGGUAGUGAUUUUGAACGGUAGAUUGUCUAAACAUUCGCAAAAUUAUGUAAAAUUAUGAGAAAUUUUAGCGACAUUGUCGCUUGAUAUAAGGUGUAUAUAAGGUGUAUAUUAGGUGUAGAUGUAUAUAAGGUGUAUAGAGGUGCAUAUCACGUGUGUAUAAGUGUAUAUAGAGAGUAAAUAAGGUGUAUAGAGGUGUAUAUAAGUCGAUAUAAGGUUUGUAUAGAGUGUAUGUAAAAGUAUAUAGAUGUAUACGGGUGUAUAUAGAGUGUAUAUGUCGAUGACGUGGGCAUGACAUUAUAAACAUUUUAGGCCUAAUUAUCGCUCUUAACAGUUUAUUACAUUAAGACUGUUACAUUAAGGGCAAAAUGUUAUUACAUCUACGACUUUAUUACAUUUAGGGUCGUUUUACGUUUAGGCCUUCUAAAACAAUAUUUUGCAAAGAAAAAAAAAUCCCUGCCAAAAGUUUGGCAGAUCCUGAUACCAGAAAGAGAAAUUACAAAUUUUGUUCGUUACGUGAAUAUUGAAAUUGCAUUGAUCAAAGUUGCUUUUUAGCUUCAUGGGCGUUCAAACUCAGUGAGGGAACGUGCUUGAGGUCAUUAUUUUUUCCUUUCUCUUCAGCGCCAGCGUUAUUAAAGAGUAUGGUGUUUACUGGGAUGAAAUUGGUGUGACUUUGAACUGUAAGUCUUCAGUUUUCUCUGCAUCUCUGCAUAGAAGGAGAAAUAGUACUUUUCCAGGCGGGCACAUUGUCCUUUUCGGCUUUUUAGCCUUCUUUCGAGUAGAAAAUGGCGGUUAAAUUCGCACUUGUCAACUGCAGUAAAUUGGCAGGACUUAGGGCGACGUCGAGGUUGAGCUGGGAGGACUUCUGAACAUUGCUUCAAAUAUCUUGGCCAUUUUCUCUGCAUUAAGGUUUCGAAGGGAAUAUUAUGUUCCCCUUAGCUAGCAGAACACUGUCAGGUGGAUUUGUCAAAACAUGUUGAAGGCGCCUUGCAAGCUUGUUGAAAGUUUUAUUCGAUAUCCUUUUGCCUGUUGGCGGAUGAAUGUUAGAGGAAUGUUUAAACGGGCCUCGAAAUACAGGCUAAACGUACUAUCAAACAAGUUUUUUUUAGGUAUGAUAAUAUUUGUUAUUAAUAAUAACUCUUGAUUACUGCAGUCUGGUGCCCUAAGACUGGUUGCCGUCCUGAAAUCUGCCCUCAUGGUUUUGUAACAACCAAAUUUGGAUGCAUAACAUGUGAAUGCGCAGGUCAGUAUAGCUGCUUCUCCAACAGGGUUCCGUUUGGUGUUUGUUUCUGUUCUGCCAUGAGCUACGUAAGGACCGCUAUCAUUCACUCUAUCCAGCAUUUCCCCUCGAGGUCUUCCAGGUGGUCUCCCUCCUUAUAUUCCGUUGGGAAUUACAAUAAAAUAGA